Messenger RNA from Funneliformis caledonium, 2082 nucleotides. NCBI's taxonomy places the organism in Eukaryota, Fungi, Glomeromycota, Glomeromycetes, Glomerales, Glomeraceae. The record is from the annotation of a GenBank genome assembly.
AUGUCAAACGGAUUGAAUCAAAUUUUUCAAAACUGUCGCGAACAAACCGGAUAUCCAGAACCGGAAGAAACCGUUGAUUUGUUACUGGGACUUGAAGCUGGUGGUGCAGAUAUCAUUGAAUUGGGCAUCCCGUUCACUGAUCCUUUGGCCGAUGGUCCGACAAUUCAAGAAUCCAAUAAUGUAGCGCUUCAACAUGAUAUAGACAUUACAAAAUGUUUGUCGUAUGUAUCCGAAGCAAGAGCUAAAGGACUCAAAGUUCCUGUAGUGUUCAUGGGAUAUUAUAAUCCAAUUCUUGCUUAUGGCGAAGAAAAAAUUGUUGAUGAAUGUAAAAAAGUCGGUGUUAAUGGAUAUAUUGUAGUUGAUUUGCCUCCCGAAGAAUGUGAAAAGUUUAGGUCCAUUUGUAAUGAAAAAGGUUUAAGUUAUAUCCCUCUAAUUGCUCCUUCGACUUCCGAAGCGCGUAUACGUCAUCUUGCACGCGUUGCCGAUACUUUUAUCUACGUGGUAUCAAGAAUGGGAGUAACGGGUUCAAGAGAUACUAUCAAUGCGGAAUUACCAAACAUAAUUUCGAAAAUUCGUAAACAUACAAAAUUACCCCUUGCUGUUGGUUUUGGUGUUACCACGAGAGAACACUUUAAAGCUGUCGGUUCAUACGUUGAUGGUGUUGUAAUUGGUAGUAAGAUCGUCAACGUCUUAAAAUCAGCACCUAAAGGUAAAAGAAUCGAGGCCAUAAAAUCAUACGCGUUGGAAGUUUGCGGUAGAGCGGCUGAAGAUGUCAAGGAGGAAAAUGCCAAAGUGGUCAAAUUAUAUGGUACCCAAGAUAAUGGUCAAAGUAUCGAGCUUGUGGAUGUUAAUGAUUCUUGGAAUAAUACACUGGAACCUCGAUUUGGUGAUUUUGGGGGUCAAUACGUCCCCGAAGCUUUGGUUGAUUGUUUAGUCCAACUUGAAAAAAUUUUUACGGAAGCAAAAGAUGAUCCAGAAUUUUGGAAAGAAUUUCGAUCAUUUUAUGAUUAUAUGGGUAGAGAAUCACAAUUACAAUUCGCGGAUAGGUUAACAGAAAACGCUGGAGGUGCAAGAAUUUGGUUAAAAAGGGAGGAUUUAAAUCAUACAGGAUCACACAAGAUUAAUAACGCCAUAGGACAAGCAUUAUUAGCAAAACGUAUUGGCAAAAAAAGAAUUAUUGCAGAGACCGGAGCUGGACAACACGGCGUUGCCACUGCUACUGUUUGUGCUAAAUUCGGAUUAGAAUGUGUUAUCUACAUGGGAGCCGAAGACGUUAGAAGGCAAGCCUUGAACGUUUUUAGAAUGCAAUUGUUGGGAGCUAAAGUUAUUUCGGUGGAAUCGGGAAGCAAAACAUUAAAAGAUGCCAUUAAUGAAGCCAUGAGAGAUUGGGUAACUACUGUUCAGGAUACGCAUUAUUUGGUUGGUUCAGCGAUUGGACCCCAUCCAUUCCCAACAUUGGUAAGAGAAUUCCAAUCUGUGAUUGGAAGGGAAUCAAGGGAACAAAUGAUAAAAAAAGCCGGUAAAUUACCAGAUGUGGUUGUUGCUUGUGUUGGUGGUGGAAGUAAUGCUAUUGGAAUGUUUCAUCCAUUUAUCGAGGAUGAAAGCGUAAAAUUUGUAGGGGUUGAAGCCGGUGGCGAUGGAGCGGAGACUGAAUUUCACUCGGCAACCUUAUCGGUAGGUACGCCUGGAGUGUUUCAUGGAACGCGUACUUAUUUAUUACAAGAUAAGAAAGGACAAAUCAAAGCUACGCAUAGUAUUAGCGCGGGAUUAGAUUAUCCUGGUGUAGGACCUGAACAUGCGUGGCUCAAAGACACGGGUCGCGCAAGUUACGUUGCUGUUACGGAUAAAGAUGCUUUAAUUGGAUUUAAGAAAAUGUCCGAAUUGGAAGGGAUCAUACCAGCUCUUGAGACGAGUCACGCUAUUUUUUAUAUUCUAAAGCUUGCUUCUACGAUGAACAAAGACCAAGAUAUUCUAUUAUGUCUUAGUGGUCGUGGUGAUAAAGAUGUUGUGUCUGUAGCCGAAGCUUUACCUAAAUAUGGUCCUCAAAUUGGAUGGGAUCUCAGAUUUGAAUCUUAUAAUUAA